Girardinichthys multiradiatus is the source of this 5476-nucleotide messenger RNA. It is a transcript of the gene ddx3xa, whose product is annotated as DEAD-box helicase 3 X-linked a. Bases 281 to 2605 code for a protein of 774 amino acids. Gene Ontology annotation, molecular function: ATP binding; RNA helicase activity; RNA binding. The transcript is spliced from 21 exons. Gene Ontology annotation, cellular component: P granule; nucleus. The record is from RefSeq and is a predicted model, not a curated record. Gene Ontology annotation, biological process: gamete generation; cell differentiation. Lineage: Eukaryota; Metazoa; Chordata; Actinopteri; Cyprinodontiformes; Goodeidae.
CAGAGUCUCAUUCCGCCACAGUCCAGUCUGCCGGGAGGGGGUUUUUCUGAACAGCUCCGCAUUUUCUCUUUUCAUUUGGACAUAGAACCAAAAGUUUAUAUUUGUUACAAUUAACUUUUUUAUUUAUUUAACGUAAACCAACACUUCUAUCUUAUUUAACAUUUUCCGUCGUAAUUUGUACAUAAAGGAAUAGCUAAUUUUGCCUUUUGAGAUCAGUCGGUAGUGCUAACAAAGAAAAUUGUUUCUCUUCAGUAAUAAUCCCCCACUACUCUCUUUAGUUAUGAGUCAUGUGGUCAUUGAUAAUCCACACGGUCUAGAUCAGCAGCUUGCUGCCCUAGACUUGAACUCUGAAGGUCAAGGCGGAGGAACUGGCAGACGCUACAUUCCACCUCACUUGAGGAACAAAGAUGCAGCCAAAAACGCAGGAAAUUCUUAUUCCGCUGGUAAACAGUGCGGUUAUUCAGUGGCACCAGUAAAUUUCUAUGCCCCUAAGCAGUGCGCCCAACCAUGGCAAGCUCAAUGUCAGCAAACACAGGGAAAUAGCUGUUCUUCUGGAUGGGAUGACUGUACGAUGGGUUACCCAAGACUGGCCUCUCAAGAGCUUGCCUUUUACCAUGCCUACAGUGGUGGUUGGCGAAACAGAUGCGAUUCACCUGGAUGGGAUGAAGGACGCACCAAUGGAUUUGUGAAUGGUUUCCAUGACAACCGUACAAAUGGGGGUUUCGGAGGACGUGGACCCCCUCGCAAUGACAGAGGUGGGCGUGGCGCCUACCGUGGUAACAGGGGCGGAGGCUCGUUUAAUCAACCAUUGCAAAGUACAGCAGGGUUUGGAGGCUAUGAAAACAAAGAUGGAGGCUGGGGAGGAGCUCCUAGAGAUGCUGCCUACAACAGCUUUGGAGGGCGUAAUGAUCGGUCAAAGUCUGCCUUCAAUGACCGUGGGGCAGGCUCCAGGGGAAGAUACGAGCGCGGAGGAUUUGCUGGUGGAGGAAAUAGCCGCUGGGUGGAGGACUCCAGAGAAGAUGACUGGUCCAAGCCCACCGCACCCAAUGAGCGUCUGGAAAAUGAGCUUUUUGCUGGAAGCAACACUGGGAUAAACUUCGAGAAAUACGACGAUAUUCCUGUGGAGGCGACUGGAAGCAACUGCCCACCACACAUUGAGAGUUUCCAUGAUGUGGACAUGGGGGAGAUCAUCAUGGGGAACAUCAACCUGACUCGUUACACUCGGCCCACUCCAGUCCAGAAGCACGCCAUUCCUAUCAUUAAGAUCAGGAGAGACCUUAUGGCCUGUGCCCAGACUGGUUCUGGUAAGACUGCUGCCUUCCUGUUGCCAGUUCUGAGUCAGAUCUACACAGAUGGGCCAGGAGACGCUCUCCAGGCCUCAAAGAACAGUGGACAGGAGAACGGGAGGUACAGCCGACGUAAGCAGUACCCAAUCUCCCUUGUUUUGGCUCCAACCAGAGAACUGGCUUUGCAGAUCUAUGAUGAAGCAAGGAAGUUUGCCUACCGCUCCCAUGUGCGUCCCUGCGUGGUAUACGGUGGCGCAGACAUUGGCCAACAGAUCAGGGAACUGGAAAGAGGCUGUCAUCUACUGGUGGCCACACCAGGACGUUUGGUUGACAUGAUGGAGAGGGGCAAGAUCGGCCUGGACCAUUGCAACUACUUGGUCCUGGAUGAGGCUGAUCGCAUGUUGGACAUGGGAUUUGAGCCGCAGAUCAGGCGCAUUGUGGAGCAAGACACAAUGCCACCAAAGGGCAUGCGCCAGACCAUGAUGUUCAGUGCCACCUUCCCCAAAGAGAUUCAGAUCCUUGCUCGUGACUUCCUGGAGGACUACAUUUUCCUGGCAGUGGGUCGUGUCGGUUCCACUUCAGAGAACAUCACACAGAAGGUGGUCUGGGUAGAAGAGAAUGACAAAAGAUCUUUUCUUCUUGACCUGCUCAAUGCCACAGGUAAAGACUCCCUGACUCUGGUGUUUGUGGAAACAAAGAAAGGAGCUGACGCUCUGGAGGACUUCCUGUACCGGGAGGGUUACGCCUGCACCAGCAUUCAUGGAGAUCGAUCUCAGAGGGACAGAGAAGAAGCUCUGCAUCAUUUCCGAUCUGGACGCUGCCCAAUCCUGGUGGCUACAGCUGUGGCUGCUCGAGGUCUGGACAUCAGCAAUGUAAAGCAUGUGAUCAACUUCGAUCUGCCCAGUGACAUUGAGGAGUACGUUCACCGUAUCGGCCGUACGGGACGUGUGGGCAACCUUGGUCUGGCCACGUCGUUCUUUAACGACAAAAACAGCAACAUAACCAAAGAUUUGCUGGACAUCCUGGUUGAGGCCAAGCAGGAGGUUCCCUCCUGGCUUGAGAGCCUGGCCUAUGAACACCAGCACAAGAGCACCAACCGUGGACGCUCUAAGAGGUCCUCAGGUUGUUUUGGAGCUAGAGAUUACCGCCAGACAUCAGGUGGCUCUGGGGGCUUUAACAGCAACCGUUCAGGGCGCGGCGCUGGAGGUCAUGGAGGAAACCGUGGCUUUGGUGGAGGUGGCUUUGGUGGCAACUUCUACAGCGACGGCUACGGAGGAAAUUACAACCACUCUGGUAGUGUAGAUUGGUGGGGGAACUAGACAUCAUAGGAACAGGUUGUCAUGCCAACCUAAUGAAAACCACAUGUUAACCUAAAGCCAGACCAUAACAACCUUCCCUGUGUAGCUUCACUGACAGACAGUACAUUACAACCCAAGUUCUCUGCCAUCGGCUUCUUCCACAAGGAAGUGCAGCACGACGCAAAGAAAACCACCAGUACGUGCCGAGCACUGGAGGCCGCAGAGAUUUGCACACCUCAGAGUGAGCAUGGAUGCUUACAUGCAUUGUCCGGCAGCAACCUCGGACUUUCAUUGUUCAGUCUUUUUGUUCUUAUUGUGGGGGGUACCCCACAUCCGGGUAACCUGAGGAUUAUUUGUAUGUUGAUGUACUGUGCCUUUUUGAAUUUAAACAGGAAAUAUAUGUUGUCAUUUCAUCAGAUGAACAUGGCCAAGAGCUCUAAAUUUGUUUUAAAUAUUUUGCUUAAAGAAGAAAAAAAAACAGAAAAGUUAAAGAAGCUUCGACUUAAACCUUGGCAAACUCUUGGGUGUUGUGGCUCUCGGAGUCAUGAUUCCAUUUGAACCUCAAAUUUCUACCAUCUUGUAGCCUUUUCUAUCGUCAAACAGCUAAUGGAGCCAUUACUUUCUCUAAAACUGGGCCACUCUGCGAAGCAACUGUUUUAAUCCUUAAGGGGACGAAGUUCCUUUAGUUUUUGUUUUCUGCUCACUCUAUCCUGGACAGGCUCUGUUUCAGGAUAUGGUCGACUUUGAUUUAGCCAUUCCUAAUAUAAUCUUAAGAAACACAGAAGUCAUUAAGCUCAGUGCCAACGAUCGCUGAGAUACAAACAAGAAACCAAUGCUGGAACUCCACACGUUUGGAUUGACUUGAUAGUGUUACGGCAGCUAGUAUGUUGUGCUAGCUACUUUAAGUGAACGGUGUUUUUGUUGCUUUUUACUUGACGUUUUUGGUGCAGGCGUAUGCAAAAUUUUUGAAAAAUUGAGUCAGUUUUUUGAAUCGUUUCUCUACAAAUGUGUAUCAAAGCAAUGCCUGCCAUCUUGAAAGUGAAGUUCAAAAUGGCUGCACAAAGGACCACAGCAUUGGGGGUACAUGGGUCUCACUGUGGUGUUGGUGUUAACUAAAUCGACCAGAAGCCACCAAGGCCCCGGCAGUAUUCUACGCUUGCAAGUGUUUUGUUUUUUGGUCAAGGAAAAAGGAUGAGAAAGUCGCAGGCUUAUAACUUAAUUACAAACAUUUUCUCUUUUCAAGCUGCGUUGGAGGCUUGGUUCAUCGUUAGGAGACAGACAUUGGAGUGAUCACUGAGGUUUUCAAUUAACCAGCAGGAAAACGGGGAGGGGGUGGUGGGGGGGGCAGCACUCCAACCACAGGGGGUUACGGCACAGGGAGACUUUCAGUGCACCGCCAUUGGUUUGCAUUGCAGCAUAAACUGAAGGUGGCGUGUUUACCUGCAUGGAACAUUUUAGUAUCAGGAAAAAAAAACAUUAAUGAAACUGGAGCGGCUUUUCCUCUCAGAGGAUCAGGAGGCGGCUACGUAGCGCUCCCAGUCCUCUUCAGGUGUGAUGUGCCUUGAAAUCUUUAUUUUUCUUUAUGGGAAAACAACAAAAAAAAAAAAUCUAAAAGCGGAUGCACUGACAGUAUUGAGAGAUUGAAUGGUGCUACUUGAUAUGCGUGUAGGCCCUUGUAUGUGGAGCCCAUCAAGUUUUACAAAAGUCGUUUUAUUGGACAUUAGAGUUUUAUAUAGACGUCUCUGACAUGUGUCCUUAAGCUUCCAAAUAUUGUGUGAGAGAAGUUUGUGAAAAACGCAGCUUGUUUACAAAGGGGAAGGGUUCUCAACGUUUAAAUCCAGGAUUUAUUUGGGACCAGGGGAUUUAGCAGUCGGGGGGGGGGGGGGGGGGAAUUUAGCCAUUUGCACAGAUUUCUAGAUUCUACUUUUGCUGCUAGUUUUGUGUAAUUUAUUAAGCAUUUUUGAAAAAUAUUUAUUUUUGUAAGCCUCAAAGUGAUACUUUGAAAGUUUCAGAAACUUGACCAAAAGACAGUACGAAAAACACUGGCACUUGAAUGUUGAAUGUCACCUGUAUGCGUGAAAUUUAUAUAUUUCGGGGUAGUGUGAGCUUUUUAAUGUGUAAGAUCCAUUGGACUCAGUAUAUAAUAUCCACAGCUGUUUCAGAGGCCUCCACAUGGCCAGCCAUCUAUUGGACCUUACUAAUUGGUCAUCAAAAUUCAAAAAUGGAUUUGAGCAAACAUGCCAAGGUUUGGAGUAAAGCUUUCAAAAGAGCAAAUAAAUUUCCUAAGCAUAUCAGUGCAGAAGUAUUCAGAUUCUCCAACUGUGUGCAUUAAUCCUUUAAUCUAAUUUGACUUGUUUUUUGUUUUCUAGUCAAUGUCUGGCACUUGGCAAACCUUUAAAGAAACAAACAUGUGGUUGAUUCGACUUGUUGUAUUUGCAUAAAUGAUACCUCUUGAGUUCUCCACGACUGUGGAACAGGUCUUUAGCUUUAUAUGUCAAGCAGCUGUUUUAGAUAACAAAAUAUAAGGCGCUGCAGCAGAACCGAAGACUUGUUGCACGAUUUUUAGAGAACCCCAGAGCUGUUUAGAUGUAGACUUUGCUUUUCUGUAUUGGCCUCUAGGCUGCUGCACUGCAUGGGAAAGUACUCAGCUGUGCAAAUUGUAAGAUUUUACCAAAAUAAAAUGUUUGGAUGCAAAAGUAUGAUGAAUAAUUCAAGCAUGUUUUGUGAAAAGUUGUUUACCGUAGAUGAUGCAGAAAAGACUUGUAGCAAGCGGCCUGCUGCCUUGUGUGGAAGUCAGGCAGACUGGUGGCAAAAAUUCAGUUUCUUAUGGAUUGGAUGAGCUUCAUUUCUUUUGAAGAGGAAAAUACAUAAAAAUGUCAUUUGUACUUUGAA